Prunus avium (sweet cherry) is the source of this 1515-nucleotide messenger RNA. The record is from RefSeq and is a predicted model, not a curated record. NCBI's taxonomy places the organism in Eukaryota, Viridiplantae, Streptophyta, Magnoliopsida, Rosales, Rosaceae.
AUGAAGGGCGACGGAAGGUGCUUGAAACUCUUUCUUGCACUUUUGAUCCUUUUCCUACAAAACGUAAAAGGAGGAGAAGUUGGCCACAACCACAGCCACAGCCACAGCCUCAAAGAUGCUAAAGUGACAGUGAGGUGCAUAGCGAGGGAAAGGCAAGCACUACUUGCAUUCAAACGUGGCCUGGUGGAUGAGUUCAAUCAACUCUCAACUUGGGGUUCAGAAGCCCAAAAACAAGAUUGUUGCAGAUGGGAAGGAGUCUAUUGUAGCAACCAAACUGGCCAUGUGAUUCAACUUGAUCUUGGAUAUUCUUUCCCUGGUAAGAUUUUUCAACCUGAUAUUUUUGGAUAUUCUUUCCAAGGUAAGAUGAUUAGUCCUAAACUGAUUGAGUUGCAGCAUUUACAAUAUUUGGACCUUACAUUGAUUGAUUUCAAUGGGAUCCAAAUUCCAGAUUUCAUUGGUUCUCUAACCAAUCUAAGGUACCUCAAUCUCAGUUUCUGUCAAAUGGUUGGUCAAAUUCCAAGUUCGUUUCGAAACCUCACGCAAUUGCAACAUCUUGACCUUGCCUAUAAUUGGCGGCUUCAAGCAGAAAAUCUCAAUUGGCUCCCUGCUCUUUCUUCUUUAACGUAUUUGGACCUUUCAUUGAUUAAUUUCAAUGGGAGCCAAAUUCCAGAUUUCAUUGGUUCUCUAACCAAUCUAAGAAACCUCAGUCUCAGUUACUGUAAUUUGGUUGGUCAAAUUCCAAGUUCUUUUGGAAACCUCACGCAUUUAACGGAUUUGGACCUAAGCAGAAACUUCAAUGGGAGCCAAAUUCCUAAUUUCAUUGGUUCUCUAACCAAUCUAAGAAACCUCCGUCUCAGUUCCUGUCAUUUCAUUGGUCCAAUUCCAAGUUCGUUUGGAAACCUCAUGCAAUUGCAAAAUCUUCACCUCAGCUAUAAUCAGCUUCAACCAGAAAAUCUCAAUUGCCUCCCUGCUCUGUCUUCUUUAACGGAUUUGGACCUAAGCGGAAACUUCAAUGGGAGCCAAAUUCCCGAUUUCAUUGGUUCUCUAACCAAUCUAAGAAACCUCCGUCUCAGUUCCUGUAAUUUGGUUGGUCAAAUUCCAAGUUCGUUUGGAAACCUCACGCAAUUGCAACAUCUCGACCUCAGCUAUAAUCAGCUUCAACUAGAAAAUCUCAAUUGGCUCCCUGCUCUUUCUUCUUUAACGGAUUUGGACCUAAGCAGAAACAAUCUCAGUCUUCCUCCUCCUCCUACUCCAAUUCUUUCCACUACUCUUUACAAAACAAAUUCUUCUACAUCUCUUGCGUAUGUUUAUCUCUCUGACAACCAUCUCACUUCUUCAAUAUUUCUUUGGUUGUCCAACUACAGUCUUGCUACUCUUGAACUCUCCAACAAUAAUCUAUCUGGUUUCAUUCCCGAUUUCCUUGGAAACAUGAGCUCUCUUGAGUAUCUGGGUCUCUCUGAUAACCAGAUUGAAGGAGCGAAUCCAAAUUCGUUUGCAAGGCUGUGUAAUUUGUGA